UUUUUUUUCACAGAUCUUUCAAAAUGUUGUCCUAUCAGCGCAUGACUGGGAAGCAGCGCAAGUUGUACCGCCAAGUCAAGAAUGAGGAGAUAACGAUCGACAAGGUUGCGGACAAGCUUGACGUUGCUGAAGCGCAAGUGAUAGCAGCAGCACUCAAAGUGCACGCGACGAUCGAGGACGUCCAGUUGGAUCAGAAUCAGAUUGGCGAUACUGGAUUGCAAGCGAUUGCUGAGGCUCUCACAGUGAACACGACGGUGACCCACCUCGGGUUGCAGCUCAAUCAGAUUGGGGAUGCUGGAGCGCAGGCGCUUGCUGAAGCACUCAAAGUGAGCAAGACCCUGAUUUGGCUCGAUCUGAACAAGAAUCAGAUUGGCGAUGUUGGAGCAGGGGCGAUUGCUGAGGCACUCAAAGUCAACACGACGACGCUGACUGAGCUCUUUUUGGGCUGGAAUCAGAUUGGUGAUGCUGGAGCGCAGGCGAUUGCUGAAGCACUCAGAGUGACCACGACGCUGACUUUUCUCGAUCUGAGGAGGAAUCAGAUUGGCGAUGCUGGAGCGCAGGCGAUUGCUGAAGCACUCAAAGUCAACACGACGACGCUGACUGAGCUCUUUAUGAGUGCGAAUCAGAUUGGUGAUACUGGAGCGCAGGCAAUUGCUGAGGCACUCAAGAUUGGCGAUGUUGGAGCGCAGGCCUUUGCUAAGGUAGCUCAAGUCAGGCCCAUGAUGACUUGCAUCGAUCUCCAAGGCAAUUACAUCGGUGAUGCUGGUACUCGAGCGAUUGAAGAAGCACGCUUUGCCAACGAGAGCAGUGCGAUUGACUUUGACAACCAGAUAAGCCCUCUCGCAUUCUCUUUACAACCUCGAUCAUCAACCACGACAGACAUUCAAACUGUGUUUCACCUGCUGACUCGCGGACCAUUUCUACCAGCACUACCCGCCGAGAUUGCCGACCGCGUCUUGGACGAGGCAUGUUACUGGCAAGGCGUGCGGUACAUCAAACGACCGAGCCAUGAUGGCCAGGCUCUGGAAGUCAGAGUGCCUUGGAGCAUCGAUGGAAAUUCGAUCCAAGUGAAAGCAAUCCAAGCGCUUCGCUACAGGAGCAAUCGUACCGACACUGACAACAUCGUGUUCGAUUUGAUCGUUCGAGAUGAGCAUUGUGCCGUUCGGUACAAAUGUGCUGCGAAGCCGACUUUUGUCGAGUCGACUGUCGAAUGCGCGACGAUCGAGCGAGCGAGUCAUGGCAUCCUUCGAGAAAUGCGCGAGGGUUGGACAGUCCAGCUCAUGCCUGGCGCUCAACCAGGCGUGGUGAUUGAAUCUCUUUAUAUCGGAUUUGUCUAA
This is a messenger RNA of Capsaspora owczarzaki ATCC 30864, 1337 nucleotides long. RefSeq lists its product as hypothetical. NCBI's taxonomy places the organism in Eukaryota, Filasterea, Ministeriida, Capsasporidae. Gene Ontology annotation, molecular function: GTPase activator activity; small GTPase binding. Bases 24 to 1337 code for a protein of 437 amino acids. Gene Ontology annotation, biological process: nucleocytoplasmic transport; activation of GTPase activity. The record is from RefSeq and is a predicted model, not a curated record. Gene Ontology annotation, cellular component: perinuclear region of cytoplasm; nucleus; cytosol. The transcript has 11 exons.